Molecule: messenger RNA, 2855 nt
Organism: Mercenaria mercenaria
Lineage: Eukaryota; Metazoa; Mollusca; Bivalvia; Venerida; Veneridae
Product: DNA-binding protein Ikaros-like
Exons: 5
Coding region: 161-2323 (720 amino acids)
Cellular component (GO): nucleus
Source: RefSeq, a predicted model, not a curated record
GUAAAGCGCCAUCUAUCGGCAAUUUGGGGAAUUACGUGAAAAGCACAAAGAAACAAGUUGGCCGCAAGAUAAAGCCAUAUUUUACUGUCUGACGCUAUUGUGAUAUGCAGCACAGACAAGACAGUGUAAAUGGGCGGAGCAAUUUCCUUGUGUACACGCGAUGAAUGAUGCUGAUGUUAUGUCAAGUGCAUAUGCGGCCUAUGCACAGAAUUUGUCUAGUCUAGGUAUCCAUGACAACCCGGGGCUGAUUGAACAGCUUCAGUCAUUCCUAAAAACCAAUGGUUUACAUAGUCCCUCCCCUACUGGGAACAGGAAACUUUCUACAGAUAACUUACAGGGUAUGGACACAAGUGCUGAUAGAGACAGUGACGUGAGGCCAGCUUGUCGAUUCUGUGGUAAAACUUUCGCCCAGGCCAGUUAUAUCAAAGCCCACGAGAGGUUACAUACAGGAGAGAAACCCUACGUGUGUUCUGUGUGUAAUAAGGCAUUCAGUGAUGCAAGCAACUGGAAAAAACAUGAGCGUAUGCACUCAAGACAGGUGCAGACUGCCUUUGAGGACGGUGUAGUUCCGGUUGUAACCAGUGCCCCGCCCACACCCGAACCAUUGACCCCGAGCUCUCCAAGCAUGACAACAGGUCAGAAUAGCAGUGCAAUGUCCCACAGCAGUCUUAGUUCACAGAUCUCGUCCUUUGCAGCCAGUUUGUCCCAAAUGACGGCAACUUCAAGUUCGCCGGCAACCAGUUUUCCGGGAUUGUUUCCGGAAGUUUCUCUCCCAGUGCCAGUCACUACUCAGUCUGGGUUGCAAUUAGCACCACACUUAUCAGCAAUAAAUUCACAAAAUUCCCAGAAUUCGGAAGACCCAACUGAUUUAUCUCCCCCAGCGAAGCGUAAUAAGGAGGAGACUAGUAGAGGUAAAGACGACACGCUUAGUUGUAAUAUUUGUGGGAAGAUGUUUUCUACACCAGCAAGUUUGUCAAUGCAUAAGAAAAUUCACUCUGGUGAAAGACCACACAUCUGUCUAACUUGCGGAAAGUCGUUCACACAGAUUGGUACAUUGCGUGCCCAUGAGCGCGUACACACUGGUGAGAAGCCAUACGAGUGCACAAUUUGUGGAAAAACAUUUGCACAGUGUGGGAGUUUCAGAAUGCAUGAACGGCGCCACCAUAGGGAUAUGAUGGAAAACUUUCAAAAAUGUUUCGUAUGCGGAGCAAGCUUCCAUUCACUGGAAGAGUUGCAGAAACAUAUGUUAUGCCAUCCUGGAGCUUUCAAUCUGAAUCUGCAAAAUUUGCAUCCCGGAUCCCUUGGUUUUCCUGGCCCAUUGCCGCUUGGUUUUGGAUUUCCACCAGAUCUGGAGGGUAAAGGUGACAUGAUGAAACCUGAGGUUUCCGAGAUGUCCGAUAUAGAAAAGGCAUUUAGUUUAUUUGCUGGACAACCAAAGUCUGCACCAGUUACGUCCCUUGCAGAGCACUUCCAGUUGCCUCCCUUUGUUUCAACUGCGCAUGCUUUGAUCCAGCGUUCCCUGUCACAGGGUAGUGAUCCAAAUACUGCUGUCUCGAUGCUGCUAGCAUCCAACGGUGCUGAAAACUUGAACCUACUAGGUCAGCCUUUCAACUCGGCCCAAGGCAUGCUGUCUCCGGCCCGUUUGCCAAUACUCCGCCCCGAACGAGCCCCGUCCAAUUCGAAUGACCAACUUAAAAUUGAAGAAGUUGAACCAGUCAGUACAACCACCAGAAGCAGAAAAUAUUCGUCUGACUCGCAUACGUCCAUGUCAAUGAACGACGGUCCUUUAUCACAGUCUGACAGUAAAGCUAAAAAUAGCGCAGAUGAAGAUCAAGAUGCUGAUAAUGAUAAUGAUGGGUCCAAUAAAUUUGACCAAUGCCAGAAAACGCCAUCGGAAGAUUCAAGUUUUGCCGAGUCAAGAUCAACAGAAGAUUUUCAGUCCGACGACCAACAACACACCGGUGUAAUUAGUCGCCGAAACCUUAACAAGCGAAUGAUAUCUUCAUCAAAUCUCCGGAAACAGCGACGACCAAUGAGACGAUUGAGCACGAGUGCGAUUGUGGACCAAAGCACGUACCAACAACAGUACAAUGAAGAAGGGGAAGAACUGUCAGAAGAUCAACUCAUGGUUUCAUUCCUUCUGUCGAAAGGCGAGGUCUACAAGUGCGAACACUGUCAUAUCAUUUUUGAAGACUGUACUUUGUAUCUUUUGCAUAAUGGAUUCCAUUCGAGUGAUACCGAUCCAUUCAAAUGUGUAAUAUGUAAGAAGUGUUGCGAUGGACGAGUUGAGUUCAACUGCCACCUGACCAGCCAUAUAAAAUAAGCUCUGAUGCUAAGAAUAAUUGUUGAAGAAAAAGGACUCGAAGAGAACUACAUUUCAGUAUACAAGUAUAAACAAUUUUAACAUAUAGAUUUAAGUGCUUCUAUAGUGUACAUAAAUGAAAGCGCAAAAAAACGAAAUGGGAAUUUGCAAUAUUUGGUGAAAGGCGUAAAAUGAAGGUAAUCAGACAGCUUAUGUUGCUUCUAAUAAACAGACUAUGAAAUGCUGAUAGAAAAGAAUUUGCUUUGAGGGUUAUGGAUAAAUUGCUGAUUUUGCGCGCACAUAACAAAAUUAGAUUUUAGUAUUUUACAUGCCGGGCUUUACUUUUAUACGCUGGAAUAGAUGAAAAAGUCACAAAAGAAAAUACCUGCGAUGUAUUUCACAUGUGGAACAGAGGUCUUGCAGCUUAUGUCAGUUUGGGAGACCCAUUUGAUCAGAGUUUUCUCGCAAAAAUUGAAAAAAAAAAAUUUCGAAGUUCUUUGCAUAAAAGUUUAAAGGUAGGCAAAACUGUGUCGUAGUAAUAAAACAAUAAUUA